AUGGCCCCUGGUGCAGAUCAUGAAGGAUACAGCUUUGGCGAGCCCGUGGGUGCGACUACAGUUGUUGUUGUCGGCGCAGGGCCGUCUGGCCUGAUGCUCGCGUGCAAUCUUGCUCGCUUUGGCAUUGAUGUCGUUGUUCUCGACGAUCGCCCUGACAAAACCUCCACUGGCAAGGCAGAUGGCAUGCAGCCCAAGACCAUCGAAACAUUCAAGCAAAUGCGACUGGCAGAGCCCUUGCUGAAGAAUGCAGCUCGGGUAUAUGAUAUCUCAUUCUGGCAAUCCACCGAAGACGAGCCACUCCGGCGAACAGGUCGCCAAACCCACUAUCCCGAGCAUCUUGUGGGAGCUUCUGACCCUUAUAUCCUCUUAGCUCACCAGGGCAUGAUUGAAGAGAUUCUGAUCGACGAUAUGGAAGCACGAGGUGUAUCUGUAACUCGAAAUGCCCGCUUCUCAUCUUGUUCCAUGACUGGUAUAGGCCAGCUAGAGGUUUUCUAUGAAGAUUUAUCAACAAAUACGAUGAAAACGAUCCGUGCUGAAUAUCUCAUCGGAUGUGAUGGCGCAAGGUCAAAAGUGCGAACAUUUAUUCCUGAUGCUGAGCUCGAGGGUGAAAUGACCAACGCGUCAUGGGGUGUUCUAGACGGUGUCAUUGAUACCGAUUUCCCUGACCUGUGGAGCAAGGUAGCGGUUCGCACCCAUGUUGCUGGGUCAAUUCUCUGGAUUCCACGAGAACGCAAUAUGACACGAUUAUAUGUCGAGCUAAGCGCGACGGAAGGAGAACGAGUAGACAGGGCGAAGGCAACAACUGAAUAUGUCAUGCAGCGCGCAAAGGAGGCAAUGCAUCCAUUCAAGCUUGAAUGGAAGACAGUGGAGUGGUUCGGAAAUUACGUGGUCGGUCAACGAGUCGCGAAGCAUUUCAUGAAUCCUGAUGCCAGGAUCUUCAUCGCCGGUGAUGCCGGUCACUGCCACUCGGCUCUAGCAGCUCAAGGCGCCAACACAAGCAUGCACGAUACUUUAAACCUUGCAUGGAAACUCAAUUUCGUGAUUCGCGGGCUAGCCAAGCCAUCUUUAUUAUUCACUUAUGAGGAAGAGCGACGCAAGAUUGCCAAUGAUCUAAUAAAAUUUGACGUGGAGCAUUGCAAAGCAUUUGAGCAAGGUGAAGAGGCGCUGGCGAAUAAUUUUAACGAGAAUAUUCGAUUUAUUUCUGGCGUGGGAGCCGAGUACUCUGCUGGCAAGUUGAAUCGGGCCAGCAACGGUUUAUCAACACCUCUUCAGCCAGGUGAAUUACAACUUCCAGCAAAGGUGACUAGAUACGUCGAUGCAAAUCCAGUGGACAUUCAACUUGAUAUUCCCCUCUUGGGUCAAUUCCGCAUCUACCUUUUUGUCCCGGACGUUCCAUCAUCGUCGAACUUCUUGAACACUCUUUGUGAGGCCAUGGCCGAACUCAAUGGGCGCGAGAAGCUAUCCACUGGAGAACGGCAGUCAUAUGCGAAGAAGCCCCGAGGGCUGGUUCCAGCAGAUGAAUUCUUCUCGCCCCAUAGAUACACUGCCGUGUCUGACGUUUUUACCUAUGCGAUGGUGACUCAGUCUGCCAGGCAGGAUUUUGAGAUUGCAGAUCUGCCGCAGUUGUUGCAGGAUAGUCGAUGGACAUUAUAUCUUGAUACAAAUGCUACAGAAAAGUGGUUUGGAAACCUUCCAAACGAACAAGUUGGAAUUGCGAUAGUACGUCCGGAUGGAUAUUGCGGAAGCAUUGGGACAUGGCAACAGUGGGAGGCACAUGACGCAAGCAGAUGGAUAGAACAGUACUUUGAAUUUAUUUUGUAA
Penicillium pulvis is the source of this 1821-nucleotide messenger RNA. RefSeq lists its product as uncharacterized. The transcript is spliced from 5 exons. Bases 1 to 1821 code for a protein of 606 amino acids. Gene Ontology annotation, molecular function: FAD binding. NCBI's taxonomy places the organism in Eukaryota, Fungi, Ascomycota, Eurotiomycetes, Eurotiales, Aspergillaceae. The record is from RefSeq and is a predicted model, not a curated record.